AUGUUCUAUAUUGAUAUUUUGUUUUCUCACACUUCUCUCCACUGGUUUAUUUUCUCACACUUCUCUCCUCUGGUUUGUUUUCUCACACUUCUCUCCACUGGUUUCUCUUCUCACACUUCUUUCCACUGGUUUAUUUUCUCACACUUCUCUCCUCCUGUUUAUUUUCUCACACUUCUCUCCUCCUGUUUCUUCUCUCACACUUCUCUUCUCUGGUUUGUUUUCUCACACUUCUCUCCUCUGGUUUGUUUUCUCACACUUCGCUCCACUGGUUUAUUUUCUCACACUUCUCUCCUGUUUAUUUUCUCACACUUCUCUCCUCCUGUUUCUUUCUCACACUUCUCUUCUCUGGUUUGUUUUCUCACUUCUCUCCUCUGGUUUGUUUUCUCACACUUGCUCCACUGGGUCACAACUUCUCUCCUCUGGUUUGUUUCUCACACUUCUCUCCACUGGUUUCUCUUCUCACACUUCUCUCCACUGGUUUCUCUUCUCACACUUCUCUCCUCUGGUUUUUUUUCUCACACUUUCUCCUCUGGUUUAUUUUCUCACUUCUCUCCACUUUCUCACACUUCUUUCCACUGGUUUAUUUUCUCAUUUUUCCUGUUUACACUUCUCUCCUCCUGGUUUCUGGUUUGUUUUCACACACUUCUCUCCUCUGGUUUGUUUUUUUCUUCUGCCCACUGGUUUAUUUUCUCACACUUCUGGUUUGUUUCUCCACUGGUUUCUCUUCUCACACUUUUGGUUUCUUCUUUCACACUUCUCCUCUGGUUUAUUUUUCACACUUCUCUCCUGGUUUAUUUUUUCUCUCCUCCGGGUUUUUUCUCACACUUCUCUCCUCUGGUUUGUUUUCUCACUUCUCUCCACUGGUUUCUCUUCUCACAAAUUCUCACACUUCUCUUCUCUGGUUUGUUUUCUCACAUCUCUCCUCUGGUUUGUUUUUCUUCCACUGGUUUAUUUUCUCACUUCUCUCCUCUGUUUGUUUCCUCACACUUCUCUCCACUUUCUCUUUCUCUCUCCACUGGUUUCUCUUCUCCACUUCUUUCCACUGGUUUAUUUUCUCACACUUCUCUCCUCCUGUUUAUUUUCUCACACUUCUCUCCUCCUCCUGUUUCUUUCUCACACUUCUCUUCUCUGGGUUUUCUCACACUUCUCUUUGGUUUGUUUUUCACACUUUCCACUGGUUUAUUUUCUCACACUUCUCUCCUCUGGUUUGUUUCCUCACACUUCUCCACUGGUUUCUCUUCUCACACUUCUCCACUGGUUUCUCUUCUCACUUCUCUCCUCUGGUUUAUUUUCUUCUCUUCUCUCCUCCAGUUUAUUUUUCUCACACUUCUCUCCUCUGGUUUAUUUUCUCACACUUCUCUCCUCUGGUUUGUUUUCACACUUUCUCCACUGGUUUCUCUUUCUCACACUUCUUUCCACUGGUUUAUUUUCUCACACUUCUCUCCUCCUGUUUACCACUUCUCUCCUCCUGUUUCUUUCUCUCACAACACUUCUCUCCUCUGGUUUAUUUUCUCACACUUCUCUCCUCUGGUUUAUUUUCUCACACUUCUCUCCUCUGGUUUGUUUCCUCACACUUCUCUCCACUGGUUUCUCUUCUCACACUUCUCUCCACUGGUUUCUCUUCUCACACUUCUCUCCUCUGGUUUAUUUUCUCACACUUCUCUCCUCCGGUUUAUUUUCUCACACUUCUCUCUCCUGGUUUGA
Molecule: messenger RNA, 1704 nt
Organism: Acanthosepion pharaonis
Lineage: Eukaryota; Metazoa; Mollusca; Cephalopoda; Sepiida; Sepiidae
Source: the annotation of a GenBank genome assembly